GGCAAUUAAUAUGGUCCAUAAGAAUAAGAAAAUAAAUAAUAUAUAUUUAUAUAUGUAUUUUCCCUUCCAUCAGCACGGCCACUGCCGGGCAAUUCCCUUGCCGUUGUCCAGCCCUUUUCGUUUCCUUUGCUCUCUCUCCUUUCAUCCUCCUCCCUCCAUAUUUAUCCACUUCAAUCCCAAUUCUAGCGGCACCGCCCUCCUCGCACGCAGAGAGAGGGAGAGUGUACCGUCGAGAGUCGGAGAUGUUGGUUGCUUCUUCUUCUUCUUCGCCUUCAUCAUCUUCAUCUUCAUCUUGCUGAGCUCCCUCGCUCGCUCCAAACCGGACCUCCUUCACCUUCACCUCCCUAUUUUCUUAUCUGUAUCUCAAGUUCUCAGCUUUCUUUGUUCGGCCGAACGUACGGACGCACGCGAGGGAAGGGUUGGUGAGAGAGAGAGAGAGAGGGUGGGGGGAGCAGAGGGGUGAGGCUAAGGGCAAAUGUCUUCUAAUCCUCUAGCUAUUAUUUCUCCUCACGGUCAUAGGCCUCUUCCUCCUCCUCCAUUUUCUCCUAUUUCCUCUCCAUCCCACCCCUCUCGUAUUUACCCCCUUCACUGCUCUCUCACCUUUCCCCGCCAUCCCCUUUCUAUUAGCUUACCCUUUACCGUUCACCCCAAUAUUGCUUCCAUGUCGACCAGCAGAUUUGGCCUCCUCCCUUCGCCUCCUCCUCCCUCCUCCUCCUUCUCCUCCUUCUCCUCCUCCUCCUCCUGUUUCUCCUCUUCCUGCUGCGGCUUCAGUCAAGGGGAUGUAGAUGGCGGAACUGAGGACGAGGAGGAUGAAGAUGAAGAUGAAGAUGAAGAUGAUCCUUCUCCUGUGAUGCCUGAGAGAUGGGAUGUUGUAGGCCUCGGCCAAGCCAUGGUAGAUUUUUCCGGUGUCGUGGAUGAUGAGUUCUUAGAGAACUUAGGAUUAGACAAGGGCACCAGGAAGGUUGUCAACCAUGAGGAGAGGGGAAGAGUCUUGCGCGCUAUGGAUGGGUGCAGUUAUAAGGCUGCUGCUGGCGGGUCUCUUUCCAACAGCCUGGUCGCUCUGGCGAGGCUUGGGGGUCGGCCUAUCAGAGGUCCUUCCCUGAGUAUCGCCAUGGCUGGGAGUGUGGGAAGUGAUCCUUUGGGUGGAUUUUACAGGAUGAAAUUGCGUCGUGCAAAUGUCAAUUUUCUGUCUGCCCCUGUUAAUGAUGGGACAACAGGGACAGUUAUUGUUCUCACAACUCCUGAUGCCCAACGUACCAUGCUGGCGUACCAGGGAACAUCUUCCUCUGUUAAUUAUGAUGAUUGCCUCGCCAGCAUAGUAUCCAAGACGAAUGUACUUGUCAUUGAAGGGUAUUUAUUUGAGCUUCCUGAUACGAUCAAAACAAUAAAAAAAGCAUGUGAAGAAGCACGCACAAAUGGUGCUCUGGUUGCCAUAACAGCAUCAGAUGUCUCCUGCAUAGAAAAGCAUUAUGAUGAUUUCUGGGAAGUCAUUGGAGAGUAUGCAGAUAUUGUGCUGGGGAACAGUGACGAAGCUCGAGCUUUGUGCGACUUCUCCUCGAAGGAGAGCGCGGUUGCAGCGACAAGGUACCUGAGCCAUUUUGCCCCGCUAAUCUCAAUCACUGAUGGACCGAGAGGCUCCUACUUUGGGGUCAAGGGAGAAGCGAUCUAUAUCCCUCCUUCACAUUGUCUACCGGUUGAUACUUGUGGAGCUGGAGAUGCAUAUGCUUCAGGGGUCUUGUACGGGAUUCUUAGGGGAGUUUCUGACUUGAAAGGGAUUGGUUCAUUAGCUGCUAGGGUUGCAUCCACAGUAGUUGGGCAGCAGGGAACUCGGCUUCGGGUCCAGGAUGCUGUUGAAUUAGCGGAGUCAUUUGCGUAUCAGCUCAAGAACUGUCCGGCUGUUGGUUCAGAUCAUAUCUCCAGCUUGUAAAUUCAUGCCUUGUGACGGUCGCAUCCCAUUAAGUUCUUUUUUUUUUUUAGGUAUCAAAACUGAUUAAUUUUUUCUUAGUUCUUUCUUCAAGUUGUUUAUAAGUGACUUGUGUGGCCAUCCACAGCAUUCAAUUACUGUAAAUCUCAUUAAUGAUUUAUAGAAGCUCGGGUCUUCAGUUUAGCUU
Messenger RNA from Punica granatum (pomegranate), 2111 nucleotides. The record is from RefSeq and is a predicted model, not a curated record. Lineage: Eukaryota; Viridiplantae; Streptophyta; Magnoliopsida; Myrtales; Lythraceae.